Messenger RNA from Cyphellophora europaea CBS 101466, 4365 nucleotides. RefSeq lists its product as uncharacterized. The transcript has 3 exons. Gene Ontology annotation, cellular component: membrane. Gene Ontology annotation, molecular function: ABC-type transporter activity; ATP binding; ATP hydrolysis activity. The coding region runs from base 1 to 4365 and encodes 1454 amino acids. The record is from RefSeq and is a predicted model, not a curated record. Lineage: Eukaryota; Fungi; Ascomycota; Eurotiomycetes; Chaetothyriales; Cyphellophoraceae. Gene Ontology annotation, biological process: transmembrane transport.
AUGGAGCAAAUCAACAGCUCAGACACCCUUUUCGGGCCGGCAUAUCAAGGCCAAGGGAGGUCUUUCGACUUCACGUUGCUGUUCGAAGACACAAUCUUGACCAUUGUGCCAGCAUCAAUUUUCCUCGUUGCUGCUGGAGCUAGAGCAGCCUGGUUAGUGAACAGCCCGAACAAAGUCGUCUCAUCACUGAGUAGAUCAACCAAGCUGAUACUGCUCUCGGCCUUUGCUUCUAUUCAACUGACAGUGCUCUUGCUUCGCGCCACUAAUCUUGAAGCCGCUACCAAAGCAUCCGUCUCUGCAGCGGCCCUCGACUUCGCCGCUGCUUGUGUACUAUUCAUUCUCUCGUGCUUUGAGCACUCUCGCUCCGUAACACCAUCGACCAUCAUCGGGCUGUAUCUUCUGGUAUCCUUCGCGUUCGAUGCGGUUCGCGUGCGAACGUUCUACCUCAUUGGAGGUUACGCGGCACGCGGCAUUGCACAUCUGCUUUCACUAUCCCUGGCUGCCAAGCUAGGCGUACUGGUCACGGAGGCUAUCGAAAAGCGCAGUAUCCUCCUCGACCCGUACAAGGAACUUCCACCCGAACAAACCAGCGGCAUAUACAACAAGUCUGUCUUCUGGUGGAUCAAUCCACUUCUGAAAGUUGGAUUUGACACCAAUCUUCGGACCGAUGACCUCUUCAAUCUGGACGAGACCCUCGCUUCUGCAGAAGUCCACUCUCGCUUCAAAACAAGGUGGCACGCCGUUCGCGACUAUCGUCCUAACUCGUUACUAUUCGUGGUCGGUGAUGUUCUGAAAUGGCAGUUGAUCAUAUCAGCACUGCCUAGAAUCAUCCUUUCCGCCGCCAGAUUUGCCCAGCCCUUUCUUGUCCAGUCGACAAUUCAUUUCGUCAGUCACCGCGACGAACAAGAUCUGUCCAUUGGAUGGGGACUGACCGCAGCUUGGUCCCUUGUGUACUUUGCCAUAGCCAUCCUUGGAGCAGCCUACCAACAUCUACUCAAUCGAUGCUGUGCACAGAUCCGUGGCGGACUUGUGUCCUUACUCUACGACAAAACGCUCGAUCUCAGCAUCGCCGCCAAAGACCCCAACGCCGCCUUGACACUGAUGUCUGCUGACAUUGAGAGAAUGGUACAAUCUCUUCCACUUUUUCAUGACGUCUGGUGUGGCAUUCUCGACCUUGGAAUCGCCAUGUAUCUCCUCUACCUCAACCUAGGCAGUGCCUGCUAUGCUCCAGCGAUCGUCUAUGUGGUUCAGCUGGUCGGCACUUUAAUUCUUAUGCGAGUCAUUGCAGACUUUCAAAAGCGGUGGCUCAACGCUGUUCAGAAGAGGGUAUCGUUCACUUCUGCCCUGCUUCAUUCGAUGCGGAACGUCAAACUGCUGGGUUUGGCGGCUGUGGUCAAAAACCGAACGCAGGCCCUUCGUCUUGACGAAAUCAGGCUCUGCAAAGCCUUCCGGGUCAUGGAUGCCUGGCGAGUUAUGCUGCAGAAUGCCUCCCAGAUCUUUGCACCAUUCGCGACCUUCUUUCUCUACUACCUCAGAGCUAAAGGUAACGGCGAGUCCUUGGACAUUGCCACAGCUUUCUCUAUUCUGACCAUCUUGAGAGUUAUGGAUAAUCCUCUCAAUAUUGUCAUCUAUGCCAGUGUCCAGCUCGCAUCCUCAAUGUCAUGCUUCCAGCGCAUUCAGGAGUAUCUGCUAUCGACUUCUCGCAACGACGAUCGGCUGUCAAUCCAAAAUGUUUACGAGUCCGAGGAGUAUUGGGAUUCGGUUCCGGCAACAGACAACAUUCCAAUGCGUAACAUGAGUGUCAGCCGGAGCCCUGCCGAUGAAGCAGUGUCGUUGAAGAACUGCUCUUUUGGUUGGGAGCAAGAUGCAGAGCCCGUCAUCAAAGAUGUCGAUUUGUCCUUGCAAGCCGGCUCUUUGACAAUGGUGAUUGGACCUGUUGGAUGCGGCAAAUCAACUUUGCUGAAAGGGCUACUCAGUGAAACGCCUCUCUCGCAUGGUUUCGUUUAUGUGAGGAACAACUCCAUCGCAUUCGCGGACCAGGAGCCCUGGGUACAGAACGGCACCAUCAAAGAAGCCAUCUAUAGCGCUAGUGCCAUCCCGCCUGACGCAGGCUGGUAUGACGAGGUCAUCGAUUGUUGCGGCCUCCGAGAAGACAUAGGUGCACUUCCGAAAGGCGAUAGAACUCGUAUCGGAAGCAAGGGCAUCUCAUUGAGUGGCGGACAAAAGCAGCGCCUGGCGCUGGCACGAGCGAUUUUCUCCAGAGCAGAGAUGCUACUUCUCGACGAUGUCUUCUCCGGCCUCGACAAUGACACCGCGGAGCACAUUUUUCGAAGACUUUUCUCUCGCAACGGCCUACUCAAAAGGCUCCGGACGACCGUCGUCCUCGUUACCCAUGCUGUUCACCGUUUGCCGUAUGCUGACGUGAUUGUGAGUCUCGAUCAGCAAGGCCGAGUCUCAGAAGUGGGUAAUUACAUCGCACUUUCAAACAGCAACGGCUACGUUCACACUCUUGAUCUUGGCCUGAAGCAAUGGGACGACGGAGGAAUGGAUGACUUUCCGAAAGAGAAACCAAAGCCGUCGUUGAAAGUUGAGGAAACGCAAGAGCAAGGUACAGAAGAUCUCCUACGCCGAACUGGAGAAUGGAAAACGUGGAAACACUGGUUCAAAUCAUGUGGCUAUCUAUCGAGCGCCCUUGCUUUCAUGGAAGGUUUCAUGUGGAUGGUCCUCACGCAGACUCCUGGUGUGCUGGUACGAUUCUUCUCGCAAGACGAUUCACUACAAUCCGACAGUUCCGCAACGACUUUCAUCAUCGUCUUUGGAAUCACGAGUGCCAUGGCAGCCAUUAUGGUGCUCGCAGUUGUCUAUCAGGUUUUGCUGGAUAUGCAACCACGAAGCGCCAAAGCCUACCAUAUCACUCUCCUCGAGACUGUUUUGAACGCCCCACUCAUCUUCUUCACUCGAACCGACAUAGGCUCGGUGACAAACCGCUUUAGUCAGGACCUCAGCCUUAUCGAUCUCGAUCUUCCCUUCACCUACGUCGACUUUGUGCUCUCCCUCGUCUCCGUCAUUACAGGCAUCGCUCUCAUGGCGGCCUCUUCAGGCUACUUCGCCAUCACCAUCCCGGUCAUGCUCGGUGUCAUGUAUGUCAUCCAGAAAUACUAUCUGCGCACAAGUCGUCAACUCCGGUUACUGGAUCUCGAAGAAAAGGCCCCGCUCUACACACAGUUCGGAGAGACAGCCGCUGGCCUGGCGACAGUACGAGCCUUUGGCUGGUCUCCUACCUUCGCGGAGAAGCAUCUCACGCUCCUCGAUCGCAGCCAACGCCCUUUCUACCUGCUUCUGUGCAUUCAGCGCUGGCUGGCCCUAGUGCUGGAUCUUGUGGUCAUGGGCCUCAUCGCUGUAUUGUUGGUUGUUGUGGUCCUAAACCGCAAGACCAUGGACCCUGGCCUCGUCGGUGUUGGGCUUCUCUCCGCUGUGACAUUGAGUUCGAGCUUGACCAAUCUCGUCAAGAACUGGACAGAAAUGGAGACCAGCAUUGGCGCCGUCAGCCGCAUCCGAGACUUCGUGCGCACAACCGACCACGAGCACAAGGCCAUCGAAUGCGAGGAUGUACGAUCAACAUGGCCUGAGAAUGGUGAGAUACGAUUCCAACGCUUCAGUGCCAGCUAUUCCAUGGACUCGCCCAUCGUGCUGAACGACAUCGAUUUGGCAAUACGGCUGGAGGAAAAGGUCGGCCUCUGCGGCCGGAGUGGUAGCGGGAAAUCGUCAGCAUUGGCAUCGCUGUUUCACCUGCUCGAAUUCCGGGAAGGCAGCCUCGAGGUCGACGGUGUUGAUGUCGCGUGCAUCCCACGCGAAACGCUCCGGAGCAGGCUGAACGUGAUUCCGCAGGAACCGUGGUGGAUCACGACAGAGAAUGUGCGCUUCAACAUGGAUCCAUGGCAUGCUCUUGGUUCCAGCUCCAGCGCCGACAUAGAUGCGGCGUACGUCUCGGCUUUGUCCCACUGCCAGGUUUGGAAUGUCAUUGAAGCGAAAGGCGGGCUUGACGCUGUCAUGACGCCGGACUUCCUCAGCCAUGGACAGCGACAGCUAUUCUGUCUUGCGCGAGCUAUGGUUCGACAAAGCAGGGUGGUGGUGCUGGAUGAGGUCAGCGCCAAUGUUGAUAUCAAGACGGACGAAUUGAUGCAGCAGAUCAUCAGGGAGCAUUUUGACGGGUGUACGGUAAUUGCGGUGGCACAUCGGUUGAAUACGAUCGAUGAUUCUGAUAGAGUCGUCGUUCUGAAUCAAGGGCGUGUCGUAGAGGUUGGACAGCCUCGGGUAUUGCUGAACAUGGAGGGAAGUGCUUUCAAGGACCUACAUGGCAUCUGA